This is a messenger RNA of Telopea speciosissima, 567 nucleotides long. Its product is annotated as 1,4-dihydroxy-2-naphthoyl-CoA thioesterase 1-like. Gene Ontology annotation, molecular function: 1,4-dihydroxy-2-naphthoyl-CoA thioesterase activity. Lineage: Eukaryota; Viridiplantae; Streptophyta; Magnoliopsida; Proteales; Proteaceae. Bases 77 to 550 code for a protein of 157 amino acids. Gene Ontology annotation, cellular component: peroxisome. The transcript has 3 exons. The record is from RefSeq and is a predicted model, not a curated record. Gene Ontology annotation, biological process: phylloquinone biosynthetic process.
AGGGAGAGAGGGAGAGAGGGAGAGAGGGACAGAGAUCCUAGAAACAAAUAUUGAAGAGGUUUAAUAUCAAACAAGAAUGGCAGAGCCGCCGAAGCUGAUGGGUGCGGCCGUGGACUUCCCGUUGGAACUAAUAGGGUUUGAGAUAGAAGAACUGUCUCCUCAGAAGGUCGCCGGCAAACUAAAAGUCACCCACAAAUGUUGUCAGCCAUUCAAGGUGUUACACGGAGGAGUAUCUGCACUGAUAGCAGAGGCUUUGGCCAGCAUAGGAGCCCACCUGGCGUCGGGCCUCCAGAGGAUAGCGGGGAUUCACCUCAGCAUCAAUCAUCUGAAGUCAGCUAAGCUCGGCGACCUCGUUCUUGCAGAAGCCAAACCCAUCAACGCUGGCAAAACCAUUCAGGUGUGGGAGGUGCAACUUUGGAAGAUCGAUCCUUCAAACUCUGGGGGCAAAGCCUUGAUAUCAUCGUCGAGGGUCACUCUCCUAUGCAACAUGCCUGUGCCGGAACAUGCAAAAGAUAUUGGACAAAAUCUCAAGAAGUAUGCAAAACUAUAAGUUUUUGAGAAAGUUUU